This is a messenger RNA of Paramecium pentaurelia, 1837 nucleotides long. The record is from the annotation of a GenBank genome assembly. NCBI's taxonomy places the organism in Eukaryota, Ciliophora, Oligohymenophorea, Peniculida, Parameciidae.
AUGUAAUAUUAGCUUAACAUUAUUGAUAUUGAUGGAUUUGAGAAUAAAUGGUAUUAUAAAUUGAGAAUUACAAACAAUUAAAAUAGUUGUUAUCGUGAUGUACGUGUACGAUUUUAAGAUUUGAAUCAAAUGCAUAGAAAUUUAUCAAAUGACAAUUAUAAUUCACAUGUAAAAAGAGAAUUUGUAUUUUUGUUUAUAGUUACCAUAAUUUCCUGAGAAAUCAUUUUUUAUUUCAUUGUUUUAGAAUAAUGAGAGUAGAGAAGAAUUAUUGGAAAACAAAGAGUCUAUUUAAAACUAUUUAUCAGGGAUCAACAAGUACAAAAAAUUGUUCUAAAUAUAAGGAAUCCACCAUAUAAAUAUGAAGCAAUAAAUUAUUUUGUGUAUAAUACAUAUGAUCCUAAGAGGAGUCAAUAAUUAAGAUUCUUGAGCAUAAAUAAAGAUGCAUUUUAUUAAAUCCACAUAAAAAAAUCUGUUAUAAAGAAGGGUAAAUUCAAUAAGGUAUUUCUUGUAAAGGGUGAAUAAUAAGAUAAAGUUGUACAUUAAUUCUUGAUGCCUUCAAAUGAUGCAGCAAAAAAAGAGUAUGAAAAUUACAAAAGGGCAUAAUUAUUAAUUACUGAUAAUACUUACAUAGUGAAAUGUUAUGAGAUAGGAUAAAUAAUAAAGAAGAAGCAAUUCUUUUAGAGGAAACAAAAAAAGACAAUUUAUAAUGCAUUAGAAAUAGGAUUAGACUCAUCUUAUGAUAUUAUAUAUGCAAUAGAAGAUUAUGCAUAAUAACCAAUAAAUAAAUUAAUAUAAAAGAGAUAAGAGAAAUAGGAUCAUUUUAAAUUAGAAACUAUUUCAGAGGCUCUUAUAACAUUGAUAAAUGUAGCAUAAUAUUUGCAAUUUUUGUAAAUAUUUUAGAAAUAAUUUUCUGUGACCAAUUUCUAUUAUGAUGAAAAAUUAGGAUUUAAAGUAGGAGGAUUUUCACCAUUAUAUACAUACAAAAAAAAAUAUAGAUUAAAAAAUGAUACUGAUACUAAUACAUAUAAGGCAUUGAAUCCACCAGAAUUAUGUGGAUCUGCUGGUGGUUAUACUAUUAAAAAUAAUUUGAAUUCUUAUAUUAAAACAGAUGUAUGGUAAAUUGGAAUUGUUAUUCUUUCAAUGGCAUCACUCACAUUACCAAUAGAUUUAAUAUGGAGUGAAGCUAUUGAUAAUAAAAUAAAAUUAGUACAAUAAAAACAUGGGUAUAAAUAUAAUAUAACUAGGGAAAAAUUAGCUUUUUUACUUAAGAAUAUGCUAUAACGAAAUCAAAAUGAUCGAUCUUCUAUUAAUGAUAUUAUUAUACCUGCUUAACAAUUAAUGCCUAUGAAUUUAAUCUAAUUUAAACCAAUUAAAUCAAUAGAACGAUUAUAGGUAUUAUUUAUCUAUUAAUGAUUAGAUAAUAUCCAUAUCUCAAUAGUAAUUAGAAGAUAUGGAUAAAUAAUUUAAAGAGAAAAAUAUAGAUAAAAAAUAUAUUGUACAUUUAACAAUUGAUAAAUAUAUUGUCCAAUAAAUGUUUCUAUUUAAUUUGGAAAGGAUUAAAAGAGAAUUUGUGAUACAAUUGCAUAUUAAUGUAUCUCCUUAAACUAUACCAGAUGAUUUAAUUGAUAAAAUGAUGUCAAGUUUAGUUGAGUAUUAACAUCUGUAAUUAUUGGUACUUAAUCUUAAGAAAUGUACAUUAUCUGAUUAAGCUUAAAGGAAUAUUAUUAAUUCGGCCUAAGAUAUUAAAAAACUCAAAUAAUUAACCUUGGAUAUAAGUGGAAAUUAAACAAUUCCUAUUCCACAAUCCAAAAUUAGAGUGGUUGUAUAUAACCAAUGA